AUGCUUUUUAUCCCUUCCGUGUUGUUUGCGCUCGCUGCGACCGGCCUUGCUGCCGUUCCUGAUGGCUACCGAAAGGUCCUGAUCCCCUCAAAGGUGAACACCGCUUUUGUAGUGGUCCCAGUAUCAGCCGCAAAUGGCAGCUUGAUUGUGGUUCAAUCCAAGACAGGUGCUGCUGGCCAACAGUGGUAUCUCCAAAGCGGCAACAGCUCCAUCAUCUACGCCCCAGACACCACGCUCUGUCUUGACGCAGGCGCCCAAAGCAAUUGGAAAGACAUGUCCAGGAUCUCCCUUGUGACCUGCGCCGCGGGCUCCGCCUCCCAGCAAUGGGACGUCAUGGCCGAUGGAAGGAUCGCUCUUGUUGCCUCCAAGCCCCAGGAGUGUGUGGAUCUUCAGUAUUCGCGAGCAGUCGCGAACAACCCGGUCGGAAUCUACAGUUGUGCAGGCUUGGGAGGGAUCGGUGCCGCGGAUGAUGGGCUUAAUUGGCCACUUGCGAACGCAACCAGUUAG
Diaporthe amygdali is the source of this 507-nucleotide messenger RNA. RefSeq lists its product as uncharacterized. Bases 1 to 507 code for a protein of 168 amino acids. The transcript is spliced from 3 exons. The record is from RefSeq and is a predicted model, not a curated record. NCBI's taxonomy places the organism in Eukaryota, Fungi, Ascomycota, Sordariomycetes, Diaporthales, Diaporthaceae.